This is a messenger RNA of Phoenix dactylifera (date palm), 2808 nucleotides long. The record is from RefSeq and is a predicted model, not a curated record. Lineage: Eukaryota; Viridiplantae; Streptophyta; Magnoliopsida; Arecales; Arecaceae.
AUGCUGAUUGAAAGGAAUGCUCUUCUUGAGUUCAAAGCAGGCCUCAAAGAUCCCACCAACAGGCUAUCUUCUUGGGUGGGUGACGACUGCUGCACAUGGGAAGGCGUCGCUUGUGACAACCGGACUGGCCAUGUUGUCAAGCUUGACCUCCGCAACCCACACCCAUUCUCAGUCAUUGACGAUAACAAGUGGUGCUUGGGAGGUGAGUUGAGGCCUUCCUUACUUGGUCUGAAACACCUGAAUUACCUUGACCUGAGCAUGAACAACUUUGGAGGACUUCGCAUCCCAGAAUUCGUGGGCUCAUUCCGUCAGCUCAGAUAUCUUAACCUCUCCACGGCUGGUUUGGGUGGACUUAUCCCACCCCAGCUUGGGAAUCUAUCGAGCCUCCAAUAUCUUGAUCUCUAUAAUGAUCUUGGUCCUGUUCGUGAAUUCAUCAUUGAUAAUGCCCUCUGGAUUUCUCAUCUUUCUUCUCUGCAAUAUCUCCAUAUGGGGAAUGUGAAUUUCGGAGAAGGUGCUCACUGGCUGCAAGCACUAAACAUGCUCCCUUCUAUUGUUGAGGUACACUUUUCCCUUUGUGACAUCAAGGCCAUUCCAGUCUCUCUUCCUCAUGUGAAUUUUACUUCACUUUCUGUUCUUGAUCUUUCUAAAAAUUUCAUUAAUUCGACGAUGCCUGGUUGGUUGUUCAACAUAAGCAGCCUUGAGCACCUUGAUCUCAGCAACAAUAUUUUUCGGGUCAUCAUUCCGCCUGCAAUUAAGAAUCUAGCUUCGCUCAAUUUCCUUGAAUUAACCGGCAAUCCAUUUCUUGAAGGCAAAAUCCCGGCUGCACUUGGGGGUCUGUGUAAGCUGCAGCAUUUUGGAUUGGCAGGCAUUAAUAUCAGCAAAAAUUUGCAUGAAUUUGAUGAAGUUUUUUCUGGAUGCAUCAAAAACAGCUUAGAGACUCUGGUCAUGUCAAACAGUCAGGUUAGCGGCUAUUUGUCGGAUCAGUUGGGGGACUUCAGAAUGCUCAAAGCUCUCUAUUUGAGUGACAACUCAAUUUCUGGUCCUAUUCCUGCAUCAAUUGGAAGACUGUCAGCACUUCAAGAAUUAGAUCUUUCCAAUAAUAAACUGAAUGGGACUAUCCCAGGAAGUCUUGGAAGGCUUGCGGAGCUAGUUUUCUUAGACCUUAGCUCGAAUUUUUUGGAGGGUGUCGUGUUUGAAGAACACUUUGCCAAUUUCUCCAAAUUGAAUUAUCUAGAUUUGUCAGACAACCAAUUAAUUCUGAAUCUGACGUCUGAUUGGAUCCCCCCUUUCCAACUUCAGCUGUUAAAUAUUGGUUCUUGCAAGCUAGGACCCCAAUUCCCAGCAUGGCUCCAAACGCAAGAAAAUAUUUCCUAUCUAGACUUGUCUGGCAAUGGAAUUUCAGGCAUUCUGCCAGAUUGGUUUUCGAGGUCAUUUUCCCAGCAUAUAUAUUACUUGAAUAUCUCCAGCAAUGGAAUCACUGGUCCUUUGCCAAAUUUUUAUUCUUCUGCUAUGCACCUACUAGACCUAUCAAACAAUUCAUUUUCAGGAGUGAUUCAUCCUAAUAUUGGCAGAAGUAUGCCUAAAUUGAUAUAUCUCUCCCUUUCUGCAAAUAAUUUAAGUGGUGAAAUUCCCUUGUCUCUUUGUCAGCCCGACUUUUGGUCUCUUGAUCUUUCAAAAAACCACUUGUUGGGUGAGCUCCCUAAUUGCUGGAACUACUCUUUCAUUAUCGGUAUCAAUGUCAUGGAUUUUUCAAGCAACAGUUUAUCUGGAAGCAUACCUCCGUCAAUCUGUUCAUUACCGUAUCUUGAGUCAUUGCAUUUGAGUAACAAUAAUCUAUCAGGAGAACUCCCAUUAUCCUUGAAGAGCUGUGUGAGUUUACAUACUCUUGAUCUUGGACAGAAUGGAUUCCUUGGUCAAAUACCUACUUGGAUAGGAGAAAGUUUGUUGUCCUUGCAUAUCCUUCGCUUACGAUCAAACAAGCUUGUUGGAAAUAUUCCUCCUAAUCUAUCAAGGCUAAGUGCUCUUCAUAUUCUGGAUCUUGCUAAUAACAAUUUAUCAGGAACCAUUCCUUCAAGCUUUGGGAACUUCACUGCCAUGAAAGUGAUACAGGAGAGUCAUGCAUCCAUUUUAAGUUAUUAUAUGUACAAUGAAAAUAUGGAAGUGACCAUAAAAGGAACAGGAAUGGAGUAUAGCAUAUUCCUUUCACUUGUGAUCAUUAUGGACCUUUCAGACAAUAACUUAUCUGGAACGAUGCCAGAAGAACUGACCAGCCUUCUUGGACUACUGAGCUUAAACUUGUCUGGGAAUCAUCUGAUAGGAGAGAUCACAGAAAAAAUCAGUGCAUUGCAACAGUUGGAGUCACUUGACUUAUCAAGAAACAACCUUUAUGGUGGAAUUCCUUCAAGCAUGAUUGCGCUAACUUUUUUGAGUCACUUGAACUUAUCAUAUAAUAACUUGUCAGGAAGAGUUCCAUCAGGUAAUCAGUUUCAGACCUUCAUCGACCCAUCUAUCUAUGCUGGUAAUCCUGGUCUUUGCGGAUUCCCAUUAGCUCAAAAGUGCAAAGAUGACGAGACAAAUCAAGGUCCAAAUGUUGUUGGAGGGGAUGAAGAAGGAUCCGAAAUCGAGUGGUUGUAUAUAAGCAUGGGGCUAGGAUUUGCAGUCGGUUUAUGGGCCGUUUUUGGUCCAUUAUUAUUCAACAGAAAAUGGAGAGAAGCAUAUUUUCGAUAUAUAGAUCAAGUUUAUGAUAUGGUUUACGUGGCCCUGGCAGUGACUUUCAAUAGGUUUAAAGAGCACAAUGUUGCAGCAUGA